This is a messenger RNA of Helobdella robusta, 573 nucleotides long. RefSeq lists its product as hypothetical. Bases 1 to 573 code for a protein of 190 amino acids. The transcript has 3 exons. The record is from RefSeq and is a predicted model, not a curated record. Lineage: Eukaryota; Metazoa; Annelida; Clitellata; Rhynchobdellida; Glossiphoniidae.
AUGUACAAACCUGGCUCAGCUCCAAUAACAGUUUUGUUUUAUGAUGAUCUGGUUUCAAUUUUGGAGUACUUAACAAUUUUAAACUCAGACAUCUUAUUGAAGGGUGACUUCAAUUUGCAUGUUGAGAGAACUUCUGAUCCCCGAUCUAUUCGUAAAUCAUGUCAACGUUCCUACACAUAUCCUAGGAGGUACAUUGGAUUUAGUUAUGAUGACAGCAUCAUUGAAGCUGACAUUUUUAUCAGUCCUCCUGCUGAUGGAAUUAAUUCAGAUGAAGAUGAUGUAUUGGAUGAAAUAUAUGAUCAAGGAUCAUUCGGUGAUCUACCUGCACGACAAUUACUGAGUAAUGCUGAAGUAACAAUAAAACAAAUUGGUGUAUCUAAAAAAAUUGGCAUUAAUGUGAAAUCAUGUGAAAGUGAAAUUUUCAUAUCUCAAAAUUUAAAAAAGAUAAAAAAAUCAAGACAAUGGAAAAAAUUUGAUAUGUGUAAAAAAUCUUCAAAUUUUAAGAAUUAUCCAACACCAAUUCAAGCAUUUUUAGAAGAAGAUCUGCCUCCUCAUAUGUUGUUUUUUCAAUGA